AUGGGUAAUUAUUUAACAUCAAGGGAUUUAGUAAAUUUUUUAAAUUCUCAGCAACUAGAUUCUCUCUUUUCUAGAAUUUUAAGUCUUGUAUUUUUUUCAAAAUUAGACAAAUAUGUUUCUGAUGAAGUCAAAAUCAAGAGUAGCCUCUUGGUUUCAAAAAUCAUUAUCAAGAGAUGGUUCGACCCAGCUGUUUCCGAGGAAGAAGAUAAAAUCAAAGUAAUUGAAAAUAUCAUCUCCACUACGUAUAUUGCCAUUUCAAUUUUUGUCCAUUUUGGUAAUGCAAUUAAAGAUAAUCAAGAAAAUAGCAAAAUAAAACAAUUUCAAGGUAUUAUGGACAAGAAUUUUAAAAGUUCUUUAGACCUUUUUAUAAAAUUAAGACCACAUGAAUCAGUAGCAGGUCACAGUCAAUUGCUUUCCAAUACAUACUGGGUUAUUUGGUCCUUAUAUGACUCCAUCAGUACCGAUUUCAGUUCAAAUUAA
This is a messenger RNA of Dictyostelium purpureum, 480 nucleotides long. RefSeq lists its product as uncharacterized. NCBI's taxonomy places the organism in Eukaryota, Evosea, Eumycetozoa, Dictyosteliales, Dictyosteliaceae. The transcript is spliced from 3 exons. Bases 1 to 480 code for a protein of 159 amino acids. The record is from RefSeq and is a predicted model, not a curated record.